AUGUCCGACGACGAAGAGCUCGACGAGGAGAUGCUCCUCGACGGCGACGACGAGCCGGAGAUGGACGAAGAGGAGGAAGAGAUGGAGCUCCUCCGCUCAGAGGGCAUCGUUGACGCCCUCGAGGAGAAUAUUCGCCGCGAUUUCGCGCUUAAGGCGCUGGCGGACAUUACGCUUGGCGGGCACCCAAACAAUUCGCCGAAUAACACGACUACAGACGAGGAUGACUCGUCCUCAUCAUCAGUUGAUGGCCACCGAUUCUCAGCCGGCUCCCUCAGCCCCCCAAAUCACAGUGUCGACAGCCCGCCCAGCAGCAGCGAGCUUUCCUCCUCCGGCUCCUUCUCCGCCGGCUCCACAAAAAGCAAAUCUUCCUCCACCCGGCCGGCCCACGAGAAGAAGCACAAGUGCAAUACUUGCGGAAAGGCAUUUUCCUACCUGUCAAUCCUGGAAAGCCACAAGCGAUCGCACACCGGGGAGAAGCCGUUCAACUGCCGGUUCUGCGACAAGAAAUUCGCGCAAAAGGCCACGCUGCAGGUGCACGAGAGGACGCAUACUGGGGAGAGACCAUACAAAUGCAAAUACUGCGAGAAGACGUUCGCCCAGUACGGCACGAAGACGGUGCACGAGAAGAGCGCCCACCUCGGCAUCAGAAACUACAAGUGCCCGCUGUGCGAGAAGAACCUGUCGUCGCCGUCGGCCCUCUACACCCACAAGAAGACGCACGGGGAUAAGGUCUUUAAUUGCGAAUUCUGCACGAAAACGUUCACGCUGAAGAACUACCUGAAGCUGCACGUGAAGCAGGUGCACGAGCAGAACGAGCGGAAGCACGUGUGCAGCUACUGCCAGAAGAGCUUCGCCUACGCCGGAAGUCUGCAGGUCCAC
Mesorhabditis spiculigera is the source of this 879-nucleotide messenger RNA. NCBI's taxonomy places the organism in Eukaryota, Metazoa, Nematoda, Chromadorea, Rhabditida, Rhabditidae. The record is from the annotation of a GenBank genome assembly.